Messenger RNA from Cornus florida, 735 nucleotides. RefSeq names its product ethylene-responsive transcription factor ERF109-like. The coding region runs from base 1 to 735 and encodes 244 amino acids. Gene Ontology annotation, biological process: regulation of DNA-templated transcription; ethylene-activated signaling pathway. The record is from RefSeq and is a predicted model, not a curated record. Gene Ontology annotation, molecular function: DNA-binding transcription factor activity; DNA binding. NCBI's taxonomy places the organism in Eukaryota, Viridiplantae, Streptophyta, Magnoliopsida, Cornales, Cornaceae. The transcript is spliced from 2 exons.
AUGUUGCUCUGUUCCAAUAUUGCGUUGUUAAUUCGGAAUAAAAUUGCCUACGAAGAAAGGGAAGGAGACUUGUUAUAUGAAGAAAUAGAGUCCUACUUCUAUUUGGAAACACAGGAAGGUCAGAAAUCCUCUACGGAAAAGCCCUCAUCUUCUUCUCAUUUCACCCGAGAACAAGAACACUCCAUCAUCGUCUCGGCUCUCACGCACGUGAUCAGCGGCUGUGAUGGUGAUGAUCCCACCACUGAUCUACUACAAGCCCUCCACCAGCCUUCCGAAAGUGGCGGCACCAACUUCUUCCCGCCAAAUAAUGAAGAGGAGAAAAAACAGAUAAGUGAGAGCAAGAAGAAGUACCAAGGAGUACGGCAGAGGUCGUGGGGGAAGUGGGCUUCGGAGAUCCGAGACCCCAAGCGAACAGCCCGGGUGUGGCUUGGCACGUUCGAUACAGGGGAGGAAGCGGCGAGGGCUUACGACAAGGCCGCCAUUGAGUUCCGCGGUGCCAGAGCCAAGUUUAACUUCCCAUUGUCAGAUUAUACAGACGGAUCAAACUCAAACUCGGAACCAAACCGAGAAAAUGAAGAGCUUAAUCCGAAUGCAAUUGACAGGGAGACGCCACAAAGCUCACAGUCUAGCAACAAUGAAGCGCUCGGACCCAACUCGUCGGAGAUGAAGAGUAGCGAGAUAGAGACAAGUAAGGAAGAGAGUGAAGAGUUUUGGAAAGACCUUCCUCCACUAUAG